Amborella trichopoda is the source of this 1338-nucleotide messenger RNA. The record is from RefSeq and is a predicted model, not a curated record. NCBI's taxonomy places the organism in Eukaryota, Viridiplantae, Streptophyta, Magnoliopsida, Amborellales, Amborellaceae.
AUGGAUAAUGAGAAAUUUGAUGAGAAGAAUGAAUUGGCUAAGACAGAUAUUUUCUUGGCACUUGAUGAGUAUGUUUUGCUCAAUGGCUCCUUAGAAGCUAUAAUGAGAUUUGAUUCUAGGCGAAAGUUUGAUCAGGAAUCUUCAAGGAAUAUAUUUACAGCACGGGGAAGAUCAAUAGAGAGAACCACAAGUAGAGUUUUGGGAGAGGCCGAUAUAGCAGAGGUGGACUCCGUCAUGACAUGGCAUGCACGUUUGGAUCACUUGAGUGAGCACAUACUCAAGGUAGAAGCAAUUCAUACAUCUUGUUCCAUAAUCAAUAGGUCUCCCAGUGUUACUAUUAACUACAAGACACCAAAAGCAGUUUGUACAAGUAAACCUGUUGAUCAUUCUUUCCUGCGUGUUUUUAGAGAGGAGGAGACCACUCAUCUAAUGGAAUCCAUUGCUGAGGCUUCCUUUACUCAUAUCAAUCUCACAGAGAGAAUUUUCUCAGUUGCUAGCAGCAUAGUGGAGAGAGCGGACUUGCGCAAGAAAUAUGUUGGUGAUGAGUUCAGGGACAUCAUUAGGGAGACAAUUCAGCUGAGUAGUGGUUUUGAUAUAGAGGACUUGUACCCUUCUAUGGGCUUUCUUGGCUUUCUAUCAAGCACUAGGUCAAAGAUGGAGAAGGUCCACAGGCAACUUGAUUGCUUCCUUGAUAAGGUGAUAGAGGAGUAUGUAAGGAGUGGGAGGAAGCAUGAGGGAGAGCAAGGGGACUUGGUCUAUGUCCUCCUCCGGCUUCAAGAGGAAUGUGAUGCUGAAGUGGAACUAACAAAAGACAAUAUUAAGGCAAUCCUCAUGGACAUAUUUGUUGGUGGCAUUGAGACCACAUUUACUACCUUGACAUGGGCAAUGGCCGAGCUCAUGAAGAACCCAAAAGUUAUGGAGAAAGCGCAAAGCGAAAUGAGGCAUCCCCUUAAAGGAAAAGCCAAGGUAGAAGAAAGUGACCUGGACCUCAAGGAAACCCUCCGGUUACAUCCUCCAGCUCCAUUGUUGGUCCCAAGAGAAUCCAUGGAGAAAUGCCCAUUAGAAGGGUAUGAAAUACCUGUUAAGACGAGAGUCUUGAUGAAUGCUUGGGCCAUAGGAAGGCGUCAUGACGUCUACAAAAAUGCAGAGAAGUUUGAGCCUGAGAGGUUCUCCGACAGUUUGCUGGACUAUAAAGGGCAACGUUUCGAUUACAUCCCCUUCAGGGGAGGCCGGAGGGGGUGCCCUGGAGCACUGUUUGCAAUGGCUACUGCACAACUUGCAUUGGCCCAACUACUCUAUUGUUUCGACUGGAAACUCGCCCAUGGAAUGAAGCCAUAG